GCUUACGCUUCCCCUCUCUAUGUGAAUCUUUAUAAUACAUUCACUUAGAUACUUCAAUAUUAGGUUAUGAAUGCGCUCAUUUUCCAUUGUGAAGGGUGACUUUGAGCCUCAUCAGUGAGAGGAUCUUGGCUGGUCAGCACUCUAAUCCACUAUUUAUCGGGGCCGUAGCGCUAUGGCGCCCCAGUCAGCAAGCCACGAAGUGUCAAACACAGAAAAGGUACCGAGUCGCGUACCAGCGAGCAAGUCGGUCGACCCAGCUCUUGAUGAGAAAUCCGAAUCGGCAGGGGAGACACUUCCAGGGUGGACAAUUAUGAGACCUCUGAGGAUGAGGGGUCUCAAGCAUAAAGGCAAAGGGGAUGCGGCUACUUCUGCCAACGGCAGCUCGCAUGUAAGCUCGAAUGGGAACCGCGUCGGGAGCGUCGAUAGCAAAGGUAACGACGAACUCAAGGUCACAUCUACCAAUGAUACUGGCGACCCUGGCGAGAUUGGGGAGGUAGAAGCCUUGCAUGAAGUCCGCAGCGACGACGAGCUGCUUGGCCCCGAGGACGAUGGAUCUUCCCCACAGCGUGUCGCUGCAGACCGUGGAUUGGAGAGCAAUGGCGCGAACCAAGCGGAUGGAACCUCGACCGGGCGUGUAUACAAGGUUUACAAGAGAAGAUGGUUCGGAUUGGUACAGCUGGUGUUACUGAACAUCAUCGUCAGCUGGGAUUGGCUCUCCUUCUCUGCAAACUCAACUACUACCUCACAAUACUACAAUGUUACGCCGUCAACCGUCAAUUGGCUCAGCACUGCCUUUCUGUUCGCAUUUGUAGCUGCUUCGCCCGUGGUGAUUUACACACUUCACCAUGGGGGCCCAAAGCCUUCUAUCAUCGCAGCCUCGGUGCUCAUUCUGUUGGGUAAUUGGAUAAGGUACGGGGCUACGAGAUCUGGUGAACAUGGAAACUUUGGAGGAGUGAUGUUUGGACAGAUCUUGACUGGGCUGGCUCAGCCUUUCGUCCUUUCAGCCCCCACCAGAUACUCGGAUCUGUGGUUUACCAACCGUGGAAGAAUUGCUGCAACAGCUAUCAUGAGCUUGGCCAAUCCAUUCGGAGGAGCUCUAGCUCAGCUUAUUGAUCCCUCUUGGGCCAAUAGUGCUUCUGAUAUCCCGAACAUGGUUCUGUACAUUGCAAUUAUUUCAUCUGUUGCAACGAUCCCGUCAUUCUUCAUCCCGGCUCACCCUCCAACUCCGCCCUCGCCGACUGGGCAUGAUGAGAAGCAGCCUCUUGUGCCAUCAUUGAAGUUCCUGUUUACCUCACCAGAAUUCUACAUGAUCAUGAUCCCAUUCACUAUCUACGUUGGUCUUUUCAACAGUAUCUCGUCUCUCAUCAACCAGAUCCUCCAGCCUUACUCGUUCUCCGAGAACGACGCCGGAAUCGCUGGAGCAUUACUUAUUGUGGUUGGGCUGGUAACUUCUGCUGUCACAUCACCCAUCAUCGACAAGACGAAGACAUUCCUCCUUGCCAUUAAAUUACAAGUACCCAUUAUUGGUAUCUGCUACCUGGCAUUUACCUGGGCUCCUCAAACUAGAAAUCUUGCAGCUCCAUACGCCAUCCUAUCCAUCCUUGGCGCAGCAUCUUUCAGUUUGGUACCUGUAGUCCUCGAGUAUCUCAUUGAGAUUACACAUCCAGUCUCUCCCGAGGUCACCAGUACAAUUUGCUGGACAGGCGGCCAACUCUUUGGUGGUAUCUUCAUUAUCAUUUCGGACGCACUGCGUGCUAGUGGGCCCAAUGACGGAACAGCCGAUAAUCAUACCACUCGACCGCCUGGAAAUAUGUACAAACCUCUGAUAUUUCAGACGGUCAUUGCGCUGGUCGUCGUACCCCUGCCACUCAUGCUUGGGUUGUUCGGUAGACGGAAGCAUACCCGAAUGCGCAGAGUUGAAGCAGAUAAGGAACGUACAGCAAGUAGAGACGCUGAGAAUGGUGGUGUGCUUGCCAUUUAGUAAUUGUUGCCUUUCAAUCCGAACAUAUUGGUCACUUAUCAUUGACGAAAACCUCUUCUGCAC
Molecule: messenger RNA, 2044 nt
Organism: Mollisia scopiformis
Lineage: Eukaryota; Fungi; Ascomycota; Leotiomycetes; Helotiales; Mollisiaceae
Product: MFS general substrate transporter
Exons: 3
Coding region: 173-1981 (602 amino acids)
Biological process (GO): transmembrane transport
Cellular component (GO): membrane
Molecular function (GO): transmembrane transporter activity
Source: RefSeq, a predicted model, not a curated record